UCCCGCCUUCCUCGACGAACCAAAGAGAGGAAACAACUCUAUUCAGCCCUACCAUCCGCCGUUCCCCACCCCCCCCCCUCGUGCUUCUCCGUGUGCCUGUCUGUCUGGCAGGCGGCUCCGCCAAGUCUUUUCCACGCCAUCGCGGAGUUUUUGGGAGGCAAGCACGGAGCAGAUCGGAGGUUUGGUCUCGGUCAAUGUGGGAGCCGAACUCCGCGCUGUCAGGAUCGUUUACUAAAGACAGCAAUGGAACGAUUUGAUGUAAAGCCACCUCCUUCCCGGAGCCGUUCAAAGACUGCUUUAUAUGUGACCCCUCAGGAUCGUGUGACUGAAUUUGGCAGCGAACUGUAUGAAGACGGGGGAAAACUCUAUUGCAGUUUUUGCAAUGUAGUCCUGAAUCAUGUCCGCAAAUCUGCAAUCAAUGAUCAUCUCAAAUCCAAGACACACACCAAACGUAAGGGAGAGUUCGAAGAGCAAAGUGUCAGAAAGAAACCACGGACCCUGACUGCCUCUCUGCAGUGCAACAGCGCAACCCAGACAGAGAAACCCAGUGUAGUCCAGGACUUUGUAAAAAUGUUUCUGGAAGCUAGCAUUCCUCUUGAGAAGGCUGAUCACCCUGCUGUACGAGCAUUUCUCUCUCGCCAUGUGAAGAAUGGGAACUCCAUACCCAAGGCCGACCAGUUGAGGAAAAUCUAUUUGUCUGACGGGUUUACAAACCAGCUUAUUAAAUCUGAAGAACACUGAGAGGAAAGCCGCUUGGUUCUAGGUGUCAAGUGUUACAAUUGCAUAGCAGUGAUGUGGUUUAUUUUUAUAUUCAUGCACCUGCAAUAGGUUUUGUAUUGUAAAAUGACAAUCUGUCUCGGAAUGCAGUGGUGUACAACCAAGAGUUGAUGGCUAUAGAAUAAGAGCUUAGCACUGCUGAACUUUUGGGGGAGGGGGGGCAGGAAGUGGCAAGUAGGUGCCAUAUUGCUUAGUUUGUAAUCCCAGUCCUUAAUACCGUAGAAAACUUCCUCCAAUGAGUUUCUUUUACAGUAUAUUUGUAAGUGAACAAAUUAGGUAUGGUUACCCCCAAGUGUUUAAUUUAGGGCUUUAGUACUAAAGGUGUCGUAUAUGUGUCUUAUUUAUUAGGCCCAUGUUCUUUGUAUAAAUUUAUCUUCAAUUUAACUGUAUUUAGAGUUUUUGCCGUAUUCUUAAACUUUGAUUUCCAGUGCCAUUGUCACAGUUCUGCUGUGCAAACAGCUAUUCAAAGCUUGCUUUUUUAUUUGAUUCUCUGUAAUUCCAUACAGCAUAAAGUAAUUCACUCUUUCAAAACCCACGUAAGUGCCAAUGCACUUUACAUUGAAGGCAAAGCAUAGCACCUGCAUUUAGAUUUUUAUUUUCAUAGUCCUCCGUUUGGAUAUACCGGUAAAUGGACUUCCUGAAAGCAAAAAUGUAUGAGGCACUUGGCAGGAGUAAAGAAUGGUUUUGCAAGAUUUUAAUUAUACUACAAUUAAUCAGAAGAAGUUGUAGACUCUGAGAACAGUAUUAUAUACUGUAAGCAGUUACUUAUCAGUGGCAGGGGUUUGCAAAUAAUGCCUCUCUCAAAUGUUAUUUUCUGACAUACUAUUUCUAUUUCUAAAAAUUAUGAAAUAGAAUUGUCCUGAAUAUUUUUAAUCCAUUUGAAUACACUGUAUGUUUGAACAUUGCUUCAGUUUGGAUCUGUGUAAAUACCAUGUCUGAAACAGAUUUGCUGAUACCUUUACUUAAAUACAUGUUUCCUUUUCUUGUUUGAAAUUCUUUGCUGGGAGCAUAUGAUUAUUGAUAAUUUAACUCUUGAUUAAAAUGUUCUUCAUGUGUUACUUAGCUGCAAAGUAUAAUUUUGCCCAAGUUAAGUAUGGUUGAUUUAAAUAGUGCUUAAAUCCUAAUGAUUUAGAUUAUUAUAUAACACCUGUUCUAUUUUGUUUUUAAAAAGUUAAUGUUCCUUAGAUCAUGCCCCAGUUAAUUAACUCUUUACUUUCUAGUAAAUUAGCAAAAGAAUCAGAGCAGUUUCUUAUGACUGGUAUGCUUACAAGUACUAAAAUGAAAUGCGCACUCCAUUCGAGUGAAGAAAAAUACAAUGGAACUUUUCACUAUUGAGAUCCGAUUUGAAUUAGAUCAUGCAUUAUUGUCUUAGCCUUGCAUAUUUAUCUUUGAAUUCAAAUUGAUAGACAGCAAGCUAGGCUGCUAUACUGUUGCACAUUUGAAAUGUCCAUCAAGUUCAUAACAAAGCUUACAAUUAAUAAAGGUCUAAGCUCUG
This is a messenger RNA of Pantherophis guttatus, 2272 nucleotides long. It is a transcript of the gene CGGBP1, whose product is annotated as CGG triplet repeat binding protein 1. Gene Ontology annotation, biological process: regulation of transcription by RNA polymerase II. NCBI's taxonomy places the organism in Eukaryota, Metazoa, Chordata, Lepidosauria, Squamata, Colubridae. The record is from RefSeq and is a predicted model, not a curated record. Gene Ontology annotation, cellular component: nucleus. Gene Ontology annotation, molecular function: zinc ion binding; double-stranded DNA binding.